Messenger RNA from Antrostomus carolinensis (chuck-will's-widow), 607 nucleotides. RefSeq names its product GPN-loop GTPase 1 (gene GPN1). The transcript has 7 exons. The annotation marks the transcript as partial. The record is from RefSeq and is a predicted model, not a curated record. Lineage: Eukaryota; Metazoa; Chordata; Aves; Caprimulgiformes; Caprimulgidae. Gene Ontology annotation, molecular function: GTPase activity.
UAUCCUUUACAAGACAAAGCUACCUUUCAUUGUUGUCAUGAACAAAACCGACAUAAUUGACCAUAGUUUUGCAGUUGAAUGGAUGCAAGACUUUGAGACUUUUCAGGAUGCUCUGAAUCAAGAGACAUCCUAUGUCAGUAACCUGACUCGUUCUAUGAGUUUAGUGUUGGAUGAAUUUUACAGUUCACUGAAGGUGGUUGGUGUUUCUGCUGUGGUCGGCACAGGACUGGAUGAUUUUUUUGUUCAGCUUUCAAAAGCUGUAGAUGAAUAUGAGAGAGAAUAUCGUCCAGAAUAUGAGCGCCUGAGGAAAACACUGGAGAAAGCUCAAAAUAAACAAAAAAGAGAGCAGCUGGAACACUUGUGGAAGGACAUGGGCAGCGUGUGUGUGCAGGGCAACAUGCUUGCAGAUGACGCUUCUGCGAUGGGUCCCUCUGAGCUGAUCCUAACACGAGGAACUCUCGAUGAAGAAGAAGAAGAAGAGAGGGAAAGUGAUACUGAUGACAUUGACCAUGAAGUUACUGAGGAGAGUCAUGAAGAACCGGCGUUCAGAAACUUUAUGCAAGAGACACGGAUGAAAUACCAGAGAAGAGGCAACCCGAAUGAUUGA